AUGGCACCAAGAAAUAAAGGAAAAAAGGCCGCAGCAGCCAAGGCAGCCAAAGAAGCUGAAGAAAGCGCUCAGAAAGCAGCUGCAGCAUCCUCAUCUGCUUCUAAAUCUCAAAAAGGUAUUGACAAAGGUGUGACUCUGCAAGUUCCAACAAGCUCGGAGUCCAUCACAGGAACACCAGCACCUACACCCACCGCGUCCGUUCCGAAAACCAGUACAAGCGGAUUCGGUAGAGAUUCCGCGACUGGAUCCACCAUUGAGCUUCAAGAACCACAAGAUGAAGUGCCUGAAGAAGGUUACGGCUCCGAAGAUUCAGCAGACUCAGCAGAGAUCGCAGCAAUGUUCGGAAGCGGCGGCGCUCCACGAGCCGACUCUUUCAGCGAAGGCGAUGAUGGUGCUACUCUGGCAAGCCCAAAAGACGAGACUCCAGAGCCAUUCGAAGAUACAACGCCAUCCUAUAACUCCAUUCAAGAGAUCGAAUUCGAACCCCCCAUCUCACGCAAACCCAAAUUAAAGUCUCUCUUCGUCCCACUCCCAUCACCACCCAUACCCGGGCAGGAAGAUACAUCGGACGUACAAAUUUACGACCCUGAGACUGAUGGGACAGUUGAUGGCUCGGUCGUUCGCCCGCGUACUCCGCCGCUAAAACGUCUUGCUACUAUUGCAGCGGCGCAAAAGGCGAAUGCGAAGGCGCGAAAGGAGGCUGGGUCGAAUAAACCGUCUCUGUUUGUCCCGGCCGGAAAGACAGAUGAUGAUGGGAAUUUGGGGUAUCUCCAGGCGCCGUUAAUGGUUGAUGGGAGUGAUCAAAUGCUUGCGGUAGAUAGUGCCGAGGAGAUUGCAAAGUUGAAUGCGCAGGCGGCGGUGACGCAGUAUGUUGAGGUUAGGAAUGAGAGUCUGGUUGCGGAUUUGGGUGAGAGUAUAUCAAAGGAACUGGAACAAUGGCGGAGCUAUGCCAAGAAGGCUCCUAAGUCAGAAGAAGCCGUCAAAAUCGCGAAUGCGGCCAUCGAAGCAUUACAAAAGUCUCAGCUUCGACUCAUUGGAGAAAACUUGAAUCUCAAACUCGUAACUGACGUGCUUCAAGAGGAAACCAAGAAGCUGACCCAGACUGUCAACGGUGCUCUUUUCCAGCAAGCGGGCGUGGAAACAGAGUUCGCCCGUGAACACAAAAUGAUCCAAGCUAGGAAUCUAAAGGUAAUUGCCCGUCUGGAAGAAAAGAUCGCACGACUGCAAAACACUGAGGCUCAUGUACUGCUUAAAGAGUCCGAGAGUAAAAAUCAAUCGCUGCUUGAAAUAAACACAGGAUAUGCUGCUCAUCUUAAAGAAAUUGCCGAAGACUACAAGAGGUUGCAGGAACAGUUUUUGGAGUUAAAGACGCAACAAGAUUACGUCAAAGCUUCAGUGCAACCACAGUUGAAAGACAACGAGGAACUGUGGGUACCUGAGAUGGAAGAGGAGUUUGCAAAGCUUCGGUCGGAGAAGGAGAAAGAUGAGCUUAUCAUACGCCAAGGGACCGAGAUUUCUGUUCUUCAGAAACAACAGAAAGAGGCCGAGAAGAAAAUCAGCGCUUAUGCUAAGAGCGGUAACAAGCCCGUAGGAGUUAGGCACAGGAAUGAAGGGUCCGCACUAGGUUCACCACAGAGCGCUGUUCAAACACGGAGCGCUGCUGAAGGAGAUUCUCUCAAGUAUGCCACGCGUCAUGGUAGACCAUCCGAGCUAGCCGUCUCCGUUGCUAUACUUCGUGCAGAGCAAGGACUGAAGUAUAUGCAAGGAAGUCGUGCAAGCAGAGGUAUCAAACAGGGCGACAUUCGCAACGCUAGAGCUGCAGCUUGCGAAGCUUACACCAUGAGUCUUGAUCUCGCUGACGAACGACUUCAAAGCCGCUGUUUGUUUUGGCUAGGAGUGAUCGAGUUUUAUGAUUCCAACCCAUGGGCUGCUCGGAACGCAAUCCUUGAAGCUCAAUCGUGCAAUGAGUGGGUGCUCAACGAGGAAGAGGAAGCCUGGUUGGAGAAAUGGCUGGACGCUACAGAGAAAGGGAAUAAACCCAGCCAGAGCUCUUCCGACUAUGAAAUCCCUUCCGAAGCUGCAAUCCCACCUAGCUCCGAAGGUGAAGAUGAAUGGGAGAAGGUAACCAAAUCAGACGUUCCAGGCCAACUUAAGGCACAGAGAGGAAUUAGGGUGGAUGACAUUUCAGCCAAGUCUGCAGAGGAGAGGCGGUCGAGAUGGGAUGUGAUGAGUUAUUAUAUUUGA
Molecule: messenger RNA, 2244 nt
Organism: Glarea lozoyensis ATCC 20868
Lineage: Eukaryota; Fungi; Ascomycota; Leotiomycetes; Helotiales; Helotiaceae
Exons: 3
Coding region: 1-2244 (747 amino acids)
Source: RefSeq, a predicted model, not a curated record